Messenger RNA from Austrofundulus limnaeus, 2666 nucleotides. It is a transcript of the gene tprn, whose product is annotated as taperin. The transcript has a single exon. The record is from RefSeq and is a predicted model, not a curated record. Gene Ontology annotation, molecular function: phosphatase binding. Bases 181 to 2166 code for a protein of 661 amino acids. Lineage: Eukaryota; Metazoa; Chordata; Actinopteri; Cyprinodontiformes; Rivulidae.
AGAAAGGGGGAGCUGAACCUGCGAGUAAAGCAGAGGGAGAAAAGGAGAGAGGAGGUAGGGAUGCUCGUGUGUGUGAUUAUCGGUGCUGCAGGUACCGUCGGAACCGGAUACAGCGCCUAAACGCCGCGGCGAGACCGCCUCGGAGCCUCCUCGUGUCCUUAACCCGAGCCACCCCGCGCGAUGUCCGGCGCGGGGGAUGUCCGCGUCCUCCGCCAAGAGGCCGGGCAAGAGAGUCCGAGGAUGCCGGCCUGGAAGCGAGAAAUCCUGGAGAGGCGGAAGGCGAAGGGCGGAGGCUCUGUGGGGACCUCCGCCGCCCCGGAGACCGGCCCCGGCGGGCAGCUGAACGGUGAGGCAACGGGGAACGCGAACGGCGCCGACGGAGCUGUCGGCGGGUCCGGGCGGAACUACACCAUCACCGCGGCCAGCCAGCACUUCAACAAAGAGCCGCGACCGAGCGAGAGGACGGCGCCGAGGGAGGAGAGCCUGGUGCUGCAGGAGAGCCUGGGGCCCCUGGAGGAGAACCCGUUCAUCAAGCUGGAGAAGGAGCGGCGGAGGCGGCAGGACCGGGAGAACGCCGCCCGCCCGGUGCAGCACAUYCUGGAGCUGUACGGCAGCGUGCCCGGGAUCCGGACCAUCCGCGCCGAGAACAUCAUCAUCAUCGAGUCCGACCCGGACUACUUCCCGGAGCCCGGGGCCGGUAAACCCGGGCCCGGCUGGCAGCAGAACGGCGUGGACAGCUACAGCUCCCUGAACGACCUCCUGGACCGGAGGGGCAGCUCCGUGACCGAGAUCCGGGCCAAGGAGGUGGUCAUCUACGACACCACGUUAAGCAAGAGCGAGGAGAACCUGAGCACMCUGGGCCGCCCGGACCAGGACGCUGCACAUGAUCCGGGUCCGGGUCAGGGUAGGGUCAGCCGGAUCCUGCAGAAGUUCGAYAGCAACUACGGGAAGCUGCAGAAGAAGUCCCACAGCACGGAGAACCUGCUGGACCUGGACUGUAGUGCCAGCAGCAGGCCGAGACUCUGGUCCAAGCCACAGCCAGACCUGGUGCCAAAACCCAGACCGGUCCAGCCAACCUCACCUGUCUUCCAGAGAUCCUGGUCUUCCAAACCAAAGCCUGCUGUCUCAGAACCGGAUGGUCCUCAGAGUCACCCGGGGGCCCCUCAGUCCGUGUCCUCGUACCGUCAAAGGUUUCAGGACAAGGGGGUCAACGGUGCGGCAGCUGUCUCCAGAGACGAGCCAGAUCGRGCCCAGAACAAACCCCCCAGGGAGCGAGACCGGGAGGACUCCGAGGUGUCCCCCAAACCCAAGGUGCCAUGCUCCCCGGAGACCCGCAGUGCYGAGUCCCCCCUGCUCCCGGUCUCGUCCAGGGUGCUGAAGUCCUCGCCCGAGUUCGAGAUCCGCCCGUCCGUGAGGCCGGACCUGGACCAGAUCCCUGACGGGGACGCCCAGGCCCGGGCCCUGGCCAACCUGCGUCUGCAGUCCCGGAACUCCUUCACGGUGGUCCCCAAGCGCCGCCUCCAAACGCCGCCCGUAGCUCCAGACCCUGUCAGGUCCUCGCCCUCAAGCAGGGCGGCCGAGGAGUCUACGCCCGGAGUGCCAACCCCCCCAGCCCCGACGGCCCCCCUGAUGACCACUAAGAGGAAAGAGGAGAAGGAACCAGAACCACCUCCUCCUGCCUCUGACCCCUCACCUGCACCCCCGGCUCCUCCCACUCCACCUGUCCUGAUUUCACCCCCCGCCUCUCCUGAACCCCCCRUGGACCACCUACCUGUAACGAACAUAGACGACAUCGAGGUGGACCCCCCUCAGCGGGUCCCGGCUCCCAGCCCCAUGUUGCAGAAGAAGAAGGGGAACACCUUCACCGUGGUGCCUAAACGGCCUGCGGAGCCCCAGAAGAGCCCCGCCCCCACCACCGCUACCGAGCCCUCUGGCGAGACCCCCCCGGGCUCCACGCCUCCCCCGGCCCCCUUCGCUCAGCUGGGCUCCCAGCUGAAGAAACGCUACCCGGCUGUGGAGGAGAUCCAGGUCAUCGGUGGGUACCAGGCCCUGGAGAAGUCCUGCCUCAAGACCGGCUCACUAGACAAGAAGGUGAGACCCCCAACAACCUGCCGGGUUGGGUUUUUAUCAGGUCCAGACCCUUUAUUUCAGGGUUGGGUGGUCUGAACAGUUUGUUCUUCAGGUUUUGUUGGUGUUCCCAUCCGGGGCGGAGCUUGUUUUUUUUAGGGGGCGGGGACAUAAAAAAAAGAGAAGCACCCUGGAUUUGAAAAUUCAAUAUGGCCGCCACCGCUAAUUCCAAAUUAUCAGCUGUUUUCAGAAAUAUUGAGCUGAGAUUUUGUGUAAUCGUAGCUGAAACCAACUUUUUCGGCCAUUUUUACACAUGAAGCUGAAGAUCAGAGCAGAAACAGCUGAAAACGAUCUUUACUGAACUCUAAAUGAUAUUUUAAGACUUAUUGAGGUUAAAUUGGUUGUGGAGUCGAUGUUGAUGCUAAUCCCAAAUUAAGCUAACCGCUAAUGCUAAUUUUAUAAAGGGCUAUAAUUCAGCCAUUUUCAAACAAACAGCUAAAAUGUUUGUAUAUUAUCAUCAGAAGACAACCUUUAACAAAAUGCAAAUAGAAAAUCAACCUGUCAUUUAUUGAAUAAGUGCCCCCCCGGCCACCUCUCUG